CGUCGCGCGGGGCUGCAGGCCCCCGCGAUGCCCCCCCCCGCGCGCCGCUAGAGCCCCCCCGGCUGCCAUGGGCCGCGCGGGGCGGCGGCUCCCCCAGCAGGGGGCGCUGUUCCAGGCGCGCCGGCGCGGGCGCGCGCGGGGCCGGAGGGCGGGGCUGGAGGCGGAGCUACAGCAGCUGGAUUUGGGGGCCGAGGCCGCGGCUCCCACCGGGACCGGGCUGGUCAGAGAUGGAGGGCACGGCGACGGGCACGGGGACGGACGCCCCCCCGGGGGUCCGGCCCUGCAGGAGCUGUUCCAGCGCUGCGUCCCCGUCCAGUGCCGCCCGGCCAGCGAUGAGGAGCUGCUGCUGGUGCACAGCCCCUCGUUCGUGGCGAAGCUGGAGCCCCCCGAGAGCCCCGGCCCGGGUGUGCGGGGUCCCCGCGGGGCCGUGGGGGCGGCGCUGGCGCUGCUGGAGCCGCUGCUGGGGGGGGCCCUGCGCAACGGGGUGGCGCUGAUCAGCCCCCAGGACCCCCAGGACCCCCCCCAGCCCGCGGCCGUGGCUGCCCGGGUGGCGCAGAAACAGCUCGGGGUGCAGCGGGUUCUGAUCGUGGACUGGAGCCCCCGGCCCGGGCGGAGCCUGGCCCGGAUCUUCCAGGAGGACCCCAGCGUUCUGUACUUCGGGGCCCAGCGGGGUCGGGAUUCCAUCCCAAGCACCGGGGAUGGACCCGGAGAGGGGUUCAGUGUGGAGCUGCAAUGGGAGCAGGCCACCGUCACCGAUGGCGAUUUCGCUGCUGCUGCCUUCAACAUCCUGCUGCCCAUCGGCCUGCAGUUCCAGCCCCAGCUCGUCCUGGUUGAGGCUUCGCUGGAGGAUUUGGGGGGUGCCCUGGGGGUGUCCCCAGCCGGGUUCUCCCUGCUCACCCACCUGCUCUCGGCCCUGGCCCGGGGGCGGCUGCUGCUGCUGCUGCAGGGGGGGCCGGAUUUGGGGGCGUCCCCGGGGGGGGUGGGGGCCGUGCUGCGGACCCUGCUGGGGGACCCCGGGGACCCCCUCGGGCCCAUCGCCCCCACCCCCAGCGGCCUGGCCAGCAUUGCCCGCACGCUGAGCGUCCAGCAGCGCUACUGGGGCUGCCUGCAGAGCUUCGAGAGCGAGGAGGAGGAGGAAGAAGAGGAGGAAGAGGAGGAGGAGGAGGUGGAAGCGGGGGAGGAGGAAGAGCACGAGGAUGAGGAUGAAGCUGAGGAGGAGGAGGAGGAGGAUGAAGAGCAGGAGGGGGAGGGGAACCCCCCGGAGCCGCCCCCGGAGCCCCCGAGCAGAGCCCGGGUGGGGCUGGUGUACGACCCCCGCAUGGAGGAGCACAGGAACACCUGGGACAGCCACCACCCCGAGUCCCCGCAGCGCCUGCCCCGCGUGCUGCAGCGCCUGCAGGAGCUGGGGCUGGCCCAGCGCUGCCUGCCGGUGCCCGCCCGGCCCGCGAGUCACCGCCAGCUGCGGGCGUGCCACACGCGCUCCCACGUGCGGGCGCUGUCCCGCGUCCCCGCGCUGUCCCCGCGGGAGCUGCGGGCGCUGUCCCAGCGCUACCCCAGCGUGUUCCUGUGCCCGCGCUCCUUCCGCUGUGCCCGCCUGGCCGCGGGGGGCGCAUGCGCGGCCGUGGGCGCCGUCAUGGGGGGGCAG
Molecule: messenger RNA, 1645 nt
Organism: Zonotrichia leucophrys gambelii
Lineage: Eukaryota; Metazoa; Chordata; Aves; Passeriformes; Passerellidae
Product: histone deacetylase 6-like
Exons: 19
Biological process (GO): negative regulation of transcription by RNA polymerase II
Cellular component (GO): histone deacetylase complex
Molecular function (GO): histone deacetylase activity; transcription factor binding
Source: RefSeq, a predicted model, not a curated record